AUGAUAUUUACUGAGUAUUUCUUUUUUUUAGAUUUCAAAAGCGCGAAUAAUCCAACAGAAUCGAUUCAUGUAACAAAAACUAUCUCGCCUCAUCUCAGUCGAUCGAAUAGUAAUAGUAGUGUACAAGACAGUGUUUCAUGUGAUUAUAUUCUUGUACCAUCGUCGCCGUCGUCAAUACCUCUACCCGACACAAGUUCCGAUGAUAUUUGGAGCGACAAUCAAUCAGAUAGUGAAGAUGAAAUCGAUUAUUUAACAGAAUUCGUUUGCCCAAGUGGUGAUGAACAUGAAAAAUCUUAUUCAUACGACGAUGAUAUCGACAACGAUGAUAUAUUUCUUGAGACUCAUCUCACUAAAAACCAACUCGACUCAAUUGAUCAUUCGGAAGAUUGCAAAUACCAACGACCAAAGCGUUCACACAAGAAAAUGAAAGCACAAAGUCAGAUAAAAACUAAACAUGCGAAAUCAGUUCUUCUUGACGAACCGAGUUUGCGUUGUAUGCCAUCCACUGGAACAGUUCGUUUGUAUACAUAUGAAGAACUGCGUAACAUUGUUUAUCAACAUCGUUAUGGUUAUCAUUCGUCGUAUAUUACCGAUUAUUCCACAUCAUCAAGAAAAGCUCGACAUGUUAAAUCCGAUCAUGCCAUCUACAUUGAUGAAUCUCAUCUUCACUCAUCUGCAUACCAAUUUCGAGAAUAUACAUUGAAUGAAUACAACAUUCCAGAUGAAUCAUCGUAUGAUGAUACAAUGGUUUCGUUCCUUCUCGAAAUGCAGAAUCGCGAUCUGUCACCGGAAGAUUACGAAAUGCUCUUACGACUGGACGAACGUGUUCAACGAAAAACAGUGAAUACAAGCAUCUUAGAUACACUUCCAACAGUUUCAGCAAACGAGACACAUUUAGAUGAUCAAUGUACAAUAUGUAUGGAAACGUACACUCUCGGCCAAGAAUUGAAAUUAUUACCGUGUAAACAUAUCUUUCAUAGUAAUUGUAUAGAAACAUAUUUAAAAGACUUUUCAAUUCAAUGUCCAUUAGAUAAUUUACCAUUAUUAGCUGUUUAUAAUAUUCGCUCUCAAUUAAUUGUGACUCCAAUGUCAGAUCUUGCAGAAACGUUUCAAAAUGAUAUUUCUCAAAUAUUCAACGAACGUGGUCUUCUUCGAACGGAACUAAUUGCUAAAGAGAAGCUCCUGACUGAUGCUAUACUGCAGAAAAACACUCUUUCGCAAAGUUUAAAACAACUUCGUACGGAACGUGAUGAUUUAUUCGUUAAUAAUCAAAAAUUGAAACAAGAGAAACUUGCUGCUGAGGCAGAAAAAAGUGCGAGUACAAUACACGUGACGAUACUUAAAGAAGAAAAGAGUUUAUUAGAACAGAAACUAUAUCAACUAACUCAACAUUACGAAGAAUCACGUGUACAAAUUGAAGACUUGAAUCGACAAAAUGUUGCUCUUCGAAAUCAGAAGCAACAUCAACAUUCAAUGCCCAUACAAUCAAUAACUGACCAUCGCCAUGAAUUAGAUGAAUUAAAAAGACGAAAUAUCGAAUUGGAACAAGCACGAGAAAGUUUUGUAGAGAGACAUAAACAUGAAUUACAAUUAGUUGUGAAUGAAUCCAAUGCAAAAGAUGAACAAAUUCAAAGUCUCGAACGGCUACUUGCUCAAUAUGAAGAAAAAAUUGAAAUCGAUCAUAGACAUACCAGAGAAUUGGAACAACGAAUUCAAGACAUUAGCCAAUCAUGUCGAUCCCAAGUACCUGAUAAAUUGACAUUGACUAAUGAGGAACUACGUACCAUUGAAACUGAUCCAAAUGGCGCAUCGAUUCUUGCAAUAUAUCGCUCAUCGAAAAGUCUUUUUGAUAUUCUCGUUGAUUAUGCACGUUUACAAAAGCAAAAUGAAACUUUGAUCAAUCAAAACGAGAAAGUCGAGUCUCAACGACGUCAUAGUGAAAAUCACUUGCAUCAAAUUCAAUCUGAAUUGCAACAAUUGAAAGUUCAAAAUGAACGUCUACAAUUCUUGGCUGAUAGUCGACAAACCGAAUACGAACAAGCCAUUCGUGAUAAGCAAACACUGUUCAAGGAAAAGCUUGACUUAGAUAGACAAUUACAACAAAAACUUCGAGAAUUUGACGACUGGCUCGAUGAUCGAAAUAAUAUGCGCGCUCAAAUAUUCAAUCUGUUAGAAAAUGGAAAUGUUAAAGGUCAUUCACGUUCAUUGCCACCUAUGAUUGACAAUGAAAUACUUGCUCGACAAGGUGUUGUUACAUUUAAUAGUGUGGAAGAACUCUAUGAACAGUACAUGAAAACCUUAGCUGAUAUACGUGAAACUGAUCGGUUCAUUGUCGAACUAGAAGAUAACCAUUCGAAAGAAAUGACUGAAAUAAGUCAACGGGAGCAUCUUCUAAAAGAAAAUCUCGAUCAACUUCGUUCGAAACUUGAUCAGACAAGAGCAGAUAUCAAUAUUCAAUCGUUGGCUAAACAGGUACUUGACCGGGAACAGCAACAUAGUACUCCCAAAGCUCCAAUGGCCACAAUUAUCAUGCAAACAGAUUUGAAUGUGCGUGAUCUAAAACACAUCGAAGACAAUGUCCAACAAUUGCAAAGAAUUGUAAACGAAAAAGAAAUAGAACUCAGUCGAGCUCAUGACGAAAUGAAACUUAUUCAACAAAGAUUAGAUUAUGCUGAAAAGCAAUCUAUUGCCGAUAAACGCAAAAUCGAUGAUCUUCAACAUAUUGUUGAUGAAAGCCUUCAACGUUCCAAUUCAUUGCUCGUCGAUGUACAGACAUCUGAAGCAGUAUGUGAGCAACUUCGGGAACAGAAUCGUCUCAUCCAAUAUGAAUACGAUCAACUGCUAGCUACUGUAUCCAAUCUCAAAGCCGAAAUCGAUAAACUCCAAAUUGAAAAACAACAGAUGAGCCAAUUACAAGAACAAGUUCUUGACCGUAUUAAACAAGAUAUUGAAACUAAGACAGCUAGUCAGGAAGAAAAUCUGCGCAAUACUCGAUUACAAGAAUCUGUUGAAGAAUUAAACUCAAUUAUGAAAGAUUGUGUGAAACAAACGGAACUAACCAAUGGCACACCAGCGCAUGUUGCCAACUUAACAAAACUGGAAAUACUUUAUCGGCAAUUGCAACAACGUCAUCAAUGUGAUCUCGAACAGCAUUUUGCUAUAACUGAAUCAUUGAAAAUCAAAGCCAAAGAUGCUCAAACUGAUCUACAUAAACUCGAACGACAAUGUGAAGAAAUGCGUGCGAAAUUUGACGAAGAACAAAUGAAAUCAGCAGCUAAGGUUGCUGAGUUGGAAAGUAAAUUACGUAAUGCUGAUACCACAACAGUCCUAACACGUCUCUUACCCUCUGCGACGCUUGAAAAUCGUUUGAAGGAAGAAGAAGAGCGUACACAACAACUACGAAGUUGGACAAAUAAGCUAACUGAAAAAAUCGAACAUAUUCAAAAACAAAUGGCAAUGGAUAAGAAAGAAUACGAAGAGAAGAUGGAAGAAAUGCGCAAAGGUAUAGGAAAACGAAAAACUUCACGGAAUAUUUUACAUGAUUGGAAAAUAUUUUCAGUGUUAAAAGAUACUCGAAAUGAAUAUGAUGUUGCGGAGAAACGUUUGGAAGCUGCUCAAGAAGAUCAACAAAAAUGCUUGAAUGAAUUCAAAGAGAAGGAAGAAGCACUCGAAAUGGAGAUCUUCAAACUGAAAACUGAAUUAGACACGUCCCAAGCAACAAAUGUUUCUUUGAAAGAAACAAUAUCAAUCAAAGAAAACGACAUUCGAGUUUUACAUGAACGUAUCCUUGACUCGGAAACGAAGAUGAUCAGUUUGGAAAAGGAAUUUUUUACAUUGAAAGAAAAGUAUGCUCGACAAACAAAAGACCAUGACUUUCCAAUCAGUGAACCUCCUUCACCAAUUGUCGUUCAACAAGAUCUGGGUAUUGAUGAUAGUUCAUUGGACACUGGUGUUGAAUUGAAAACUCCAGGAAAACGUCGGCGACUGGCUUCUGCAAAUGAACAAACGCCUUCCAGAAAACGCAUUGUUCGCUCUCAAAGUUUUAAUUGUCAAUCGACCAAAACUGAUGCUGACGAAGCAGUCGACGAUAACGAUGAUGCCAUGUCAACCACUUCGGAACCACCGUCUGCAAAAAAACGAAGACGUCGUGUUAAUGAAGUAUCAACAAUACGAUUACCAGCCGUUGACGAAGAAGGAGAUAAUGAUAGGAGAGGUGCAGCGGUAACUCCUACAUACAAUUUACGUUCGCGGACAAGACGCUUACCACAACUUCAACCCAAUCAAACAACAUAA
This is a messenger RNA of Adineta ricciae, 4293 nucleotides long. NCBI's taxonomy places the organism in Eukaryota, Metazoa, Rotifera, Eurotatoria, Adinetida, Adinetidae. The record is from the annotation of a GenBank genome assembly.